This is a messenger RNA of Apus apus (common swift), 579 nucleotides long. Its product is annotated as histone acetyltransferase KAT7-like. Lineage: Eukaryota; Metazoa; Chordata; Aves; Apodiformes; Apodidae. Gene Ontology annotation, molecular function: histone acetyltransferase activity. Bases 1 to 579 code for a protein of 192 amino acids. The transcript is spliced from 6 exons. Gene Ontology annotation, biological process: regulation of DNA-templated transcription. The record is from RefSeq and is a predicted model, not a curated record.
AUGGGCCAGCCCAGCAUCCAAGAGCAGCGGGAGCACAGACAAACCUAUGGCAACACUAGGGAACCUCUCCUUGAAAACCUGACCAGUGAGUAUGACUUGGAGCUUUUCCGGAGAGCACAAGCACGGGCAUCUGAGGACGUGGAACAGCUGCGGCUCCAGGGCCAGAUCACAGAAGGCAGCAACAUGAUUAAAACCAUCGCGUUUGGCCGCUACGAGCUGGACACCUGGUACCACUCCCCCUACCCAGAGGAGUAUGCUCGCCUGGGCCGUCUCUACAUGUGUGAAUUCUGCCUCAAGUACAGGAAGAGCCAGACAAUACUUCGCAGGCACAUGGCAAAAUGUGUUUGGAAACACCCACCGGGUGAUGAAAUCUACCGGAAAGGCUCCAUCUCAGUGUUUGAAGUGGAUGGGCAGAAGAACAAGAUCUACUGUCAAAACCUGUGUCUGCUGGCAAAACUUUUCUUGGACCAUAAAACACUGUAUUAUGAUGUUGAACCCUUCCUCUUCUAUGUCAUGACAGAAGCUGACAACACUGGCUGUCACCUGAUAGGUUAUUUCUCCAAGAUCAAGACCUGUUAA